This is a messenger RNA of Bombus impatiens (common eastern bumble bee), 3211 nucleotides long. Its product is annotated as forkhead box protein J1-A-like. Gene Ontology annotation, molecular function: DNA-binding transcription factor activity, RNA polymerase II-specific; RNA polymerase II cis-regulatory region sequence-specific DNA binding. The transcript is spliced from 4 exons. Bases 1497 to 2345 code for a protein of 282 amino acids. Gene Ontology annotation, biological process: regulation of transcription by RNA polymerase II. The record is from RefSeq and is a predicted model, not a curated record. Lineage: Eukaryota; Metazoa; Arthropoda; Insecta; Hymenoptera; Apidae.
CAUAUAUUUUUUAAAUCAAUAUUUGUAAUAGCGAUCGUAUAGUUGAAGAUUUUGGUAUCUGUUGUAAUAAACUUCAAAGCUCUAACACUUUGCAUCAAAUUAGGAUUGCGGAUUACGGUUAUAAAGUCUUUAAAAAUGUAAACAACUUUAAGAAAGAUAAUGUAGUAACGUAAAUAAGGAAUAGGUACCUAUGUAUGUAGUUACAAUUACAUACUUACAUAGCGUGUGAAAUAUUGUAUACAUAUUUACUAUUUAACGAUCUGAUAUAAAGUAUCCUCUAUUACUCACCGCUAUCGACGUUAUAAAACGUAUUCCAAAAAAGUUCUGCUGAAGAAAUUACAAUAAAAAUCAAUCUCUUCUCUAAGAUAUGUAAGUACAUAACUUUUUCAAAUAGUAUUUCCAGCUUUUUAACAUAAGCGGAAAAUUAUAAUCAGACUUUAUUAAAAAGAUAAAGCUACUAAACUAUAUCUGCAUAAAAAAUUAUACGUACCUACAUGUAUUUAAUCACAUGUAAGUAUAAGUAUCCGCUUAAAAAUUCCAAAUACAAGUGUUAUAUAAAACAGUAAAUUGUUUAUACGUUGUAACAUGAGAAGUUUCUAAAGUUAAUAAGUUUCCUUUUUUUCUGAAAUGAUUUUCUUAAAAUCAAUUAAGGUAUAUGACUACGUAGAGAUGAGAUAUUAUUUAAAAAAACAAUAUCACUGCGAUGAAUUACAAUCUCCAUGAUAAUCCUGAACCUUUUUACGUUUUGAUUUUAUUGCUAUAUAGGUAGUACUUAACUAUCAACUAUUUUCCCUAUUAGGUUGGUUAUUAGUUGGUUGGUUCAACUUUGCAGAAGAACGUAUACAUGAUGUAACGAAUUAUAAACAAAUUCCUAUUUAAGACAUAUACAUAUGCCUUAUUUAGUUUAGUAUUUAGGAACUGUUGUAGACCGAAAGAACCCUUUCUUCUAAGAAAAUUACUUUCACCUUUUAUUUCGUUGGCAAAGUUUGUAUAAAAUAAAGCGGAAAGGAUAGAAGCAAAAAUGCGAGGUCGAGUUCCCCCGUUUACUGUCCAAGAAAUUAAAAGAAGGGAAAGGUUUGCGUUUGCACGCAGGUUUGAACAGCGUGUAAGUACAUAUGGUCCACCUGCAAAAGGGAGCCAACACCUGUCACGCACACCAACCACGGCCAAUGGUUUACAGCACGGCAAGCAAGUAGAUUCAAAGUGGGGGAUUAUCAGGGCUUUCGUUACCCCUUGGUACUAGUUUCAUUCGAACGAUCAUGCGGUUUACAUGUUUUGUUCUAUACAUUGGUGAGAAUGUACGUAUAUAAUGUAAUAAAUCGUAAUCGGAUUCAUGUUCUCAAGUUUUUUUGUAAAUUCGCAUAAAUGUUUGUUUUACUGUGAAGGAUCUUAAUUUGCGUUCGAUGUAUUACCUUGGGGAACGUUUAGAGUUAUGUAUAGAUAUGGAUACUUUCAUCCAGGCUCUGAGCACGCCUUCGAUACAUAUGCGAUGAAAAAUGGUGAAAAUGAAGGCAGAAUCGAUCGAUACUAAGAAACCAACGAAUCGUGGUGUAUCAAUUAUGAAAGAAAAUAUGCAUGAUGACGAUUACGGCGUUGAGGCAGAAUUGACAAGUCUUUCAUGGCUACAAUCGCUUGACAUUACAAGUGCUUCUAGUUUGCCAACACCACCCUGUUCUCCAUCUCCACCUCCUGUAACGCGACAGCCAAGAAAGAAACUUUCACCCCUAAUUAAGGCCGAAUUAGAUCUGGCUGCAAAUGCCGAGAAGUAUCGAACUGACCCUGACGCAAAACCGCCAUUUUCGUAUGCGACGAUCAUUUGCUUGGCGAUGCGUGCAAAUAAUAACAAAGUGUCCCUUUCAAAUAUAUAUGCAUGGAUUCGAGAAAACUUCUUAUUUUAUAAAUAUGCUGAUCCAGCUUGGCAGAACUCAAUUCGACACAAUCUAUCAUUGAACAAGUGUUUUGUCAAGUUACCACGUUCGAAGGAUGAACCAGGCAAAGGUGGUUUCUGGAAGUUAGAUUUGGAAAGAAUGGAAGAAGGUAGAAAAUCGAAGCGACGCGCAACAAUGUCUCAACGAAUUCGUGGAUCAAAGAAGCUAACAGCUGCAAAGACGAUGGUAACGAACAAUAUUCAAAGCAAUGGCGCCCCAUCGAUCAACUGUCCGUCAACGUUAUACGAGACACCGCCCAGUAGCGUAUCUCCUCCAAUUCCAGACUGUCUCUCAGAAAUUCCCGAUUCUACCCAAGUUAGUUUAAGCGAAGAUGAUCUCACUGGUUUGUUAAUCGCUACUGCGGGUUGGGAUGAGAAUCAGUUGGAUCUCUUAGAUUCUCUUCUUGAUACUCUUUAAAAGAUUGGCCGGUUAAAGCCUUUUGUACACAAACUCUGACAUUUAUAUUUAACUUUCUUAACUACUCGUUAUCCUACAAAUUUAUAGAUACGUUUACAAUCUUUUUCACGAAUAUGAAACAAAUUUAAGUAAGCGGCUUCAGUUUCUAAAGGUUCGAUACGUGAUUCAAACGAUUAUACAUACUUAUCCAUCUGGUAGAUACUUGAAUGUUUUAAAAGAUGUUAUAAAUAUUUUCAUUUUGAAUAUUAACUGAGAGAUAUUUCAAACGAAUAAGAAACUAUUAUUUUGCCCAGUAUUACUCUAUUUAAGUUUAUUGUACCUACGUACGUGGUGCCGAUGGACGAUAAAUUUCCGAAAGGGCAGAAAAAUUGUGUAUAUAAAGUGUAUUUCAUUUAUUUUAAAUUAAUUUAAAAAAUAAUAUUUAUUUAUUCACAACGAUAAUUAUCACCGUUGAAAUAUUUGUUAAUACGAAAAUAUGAUUUGUGCUUAUUACUUGACUGAAUACAUACAUAUAUCUAUUAGACGAAAAUUCUACGAUAAAUUGAUAGUUAAUGAUACUGUGUAUGAAAAAUAAUUAUAAUAUAUUUGUAACACAGUAAUUUGCAGUGUGCCUUCGAAUAAAGAAUAAAUAUUUAUAGUAUCAUACAUUUGCCAAGUCGAUUAAUUCGUGUAGAGUAUGUUUCGUAUUCCUGCUUCAAAAUAAUAAAAUACAAAGUGCCUUAUAAAUACAUAAAUAUUACCAGUAAACAAAUUGUACUUCGAUUUUUAUCUCUUCAAAGUAAUUUUCUUGCGUCGGUAAAAGAAUUAAAGGAAUGUUAUUCCGGGAAAUUAGAAUGUAAUAAUCAACAUUUCGAUCAUAAUUUAUU